ACUUAUGCGUAAGAAGCUUAUUUUUGAGUUCCAAGGUCAUAAAGCAAAACAUGUGAAAUGGCGUUAUUUCGUGCAACAACAAGGCUUUUGAAGCCUUCUUUCGAAGCAAAUAUAGCAUCGACUGUUUCAUUUUAUCACAAGAAUGUGAUCGACCAUUACGAAAAUCCUAGGAAUGUUGGUUCCAUGGACAAGAAGGACAAAAAUGUCGGUACUGGUCUUGUAGGGGCUCCCGCAUGUGGUGACGUCAUGAAGCUUCAAAUUAAAGUGGAUGAAAAUGGUAAAAUCAUUGAUGCCAAAUUCAAAACUUUUGGAUGUGGGUCAGCAAUUGCCUCCAGCUCAUUGGCCACAGAAUGGAUCAAAGGAAAAAAGUUGGAUGAUGCAGUCAAGAUCAAAAACACUGACAUUGCUAAAGAGCUGUGCUUACCACCUGUGAAACUCCACUGUUCUAUGUUGGCAGAGGAUGCCAUCAAAGCAGCUUUAAAUGAUUACAAGCUGAAAAAUCAAGAGAAAGCAACUGCAUCUGCCUAGUCACCAAGGUGAUGACUACAAGAAAAGACUAAGAAAAGUUAGGAAAGAUAAUAUGGAAUGCUGGCAUUUAUUAUUGUUGUUGAUGUAACACUUUUCCACUUGUUUGAUAUUAUAUGAAUGCUGUUCCAGUUAAUACUUGUAUAUGUACAUUUAAUAUGUGAGAAAUAUAUUGCCUCUAAAUUUUGGAUCCUUUGAAUUAUGUUUUGGUUAAAUGACUUUAAGGGCAGAUGGAAUUUUUUACCAAUAUAUUGCUAAAUAUAAUAAGCUUAUAAUAAAUAUUACCGGUAAGUAAUUUUACUAAUUUAUAAUCAAAAAGGAAUUUUUUUCAAUCAGUAAAAGCAAACUUGGAGUAUUACAUGCAUUUUGUAAAUAAAUUGUUGAUUUUAA
Messenger RNA from Saccostrea echinata, 915 nucleotides. RefSeq names its product iron-sulfur cluster assembly scaffold protein IscU-like. Gene Ontology annotation, cellular component: mitochondrial matrix; cytoplasm. The record is from RefSeq and is a predicted model, not a curated record. The coding region runs from base 58 to 528 and encodes 156 amino acids. Lineage: Eukaryota; Metazoa; Mollusca; Bivalvia; Ostreida; Ostreidae. The transcript has 5 exons. Gene Ontology annotation, molecular function: 2 iron, 2 sulfur cluster binding; ferrous iron binding. Gene Ontology annotation, biological process: iron-sulfur cluster assembly; intracellular iron ion homeostasis.